Messenger RNA from Sycon ciliatum, 2251 nucleotides. RefSeq names its product WW domain-containing oxidoreductase-like. Gene Ontology annotation, molecular function: protein binding. The record is from RefSeq and is a predicted model, not a curated record. The transcript has 9 exons. NCBI's taxonomy places the organism in Eukaryota, Metazoa, Porifera, Calcarea, Leucosolenida, Sycettidae. The coding region runs from base 304 to 1581 and encodes 425 amino acids.
CUUUUAUUUUGACAUCGAGAACAGAAAACGAGAGGGGCAGGAUAGGUCAGAGGGGUGUCCGUGAUCGCUCUUUGUGGACUACUCACCAGUGGGGGUUUCCUAGCUUUCCCUUCGAUCUUCAAGCAGAAGCUGCAGGGUUGGUUGAAGCCAGCACUGAGGCCGGGCUCAGAUCCGGACCAUUCAUAAGAAAUUCGAAAAUCCAUGUACUAUAGUAAACCAAUAUUUUUUUUAAAUGGUAGCAGAAUGCUGAUCGGGGUUUCCUGAGCAAGUAUCGCUAGUUGAUCAUACUGGAAAGCUAGCAGUAUGGAUGAGGAUAUCAUCGAGGAUGAGCUGAGUGAUGGAGAGUUAGAUGACACCGAACUGCCAGAUGGCUGGGACGAAGGCAUUACGGAUGACGGCAAAGUGUUCUAUGUCUGCCACUUGACGCGAGAAACCCAAUGGUCCCAUCCAAAAACGAAUCGCAUGAGAGUGCUGAGCAAAACUUUACCACAAGGCUGGGUAAAGAUGGAAGAUGGCAGUUUCUAUGAUGAGGUGAGGAAGGCCGGAUCCACUGUGGAUCCACGCCUGCUGCGUGCGCCGAAGGAAGCCGAUUACAUUGGCUUUCGCGAGCGGGUGACGGACGAUGGCAGCACCGUGCGAAUGCUGAAGAGUACAUUCAAGCCCACCGACACGGCUGAUGACGUGCUCAGCGGUGUCAAGCUGGACGGCAAAGUGGCCAUUGUAACGGGUGCUAACUCUGGCUUAGGUUAUGAAGUGGCACGGUCGCUUGCCCAGCACGGCACCCACGUCAUCAUGGCGUGCCGUUGUCUGCACAAGGGCCAUGUGGCGCGGAAACGAAUCAUCGAUGAAAUGCCGGGUUGCUUUGUUGACGUAAUGGAAGUCGAUCUAGCAUCCUUCCAGAGCAUCCGCCUCUUCGUCGAGGACUUCAAGCACAAGAAACUCGCCCUGCACAUGCUGGUGUGUAAUGCGGCCGUGAUGGGACUAGCAUAUCAGCAGACAAUUGAUGGCAUUGAGGCCCAUUUCGCCGUCAACUACCUCUCUAACUUCCUGCUGGUCAAACUCCUGCUGCCGCUAAUGCUGGAGAGUGCGCCAUGCCGGGUGGUGCUGGUUACAUCUGAGGCACAUUGGUAUCCAUACCUUUCUUCCGAUACCCCACCAGCCAGCGUUGAAGCACUCCAUCCCAGUGCUCAAGAUUACUGGCCGACCUGUGCGUACAAUUCCUCCAAGCUUUGCCUCCUGCUGUUCAUGCAGGAGCUGAGCACGCGUCAUGGCUCGCAGGGCGUAUUCUGCAAUGCCGUGCACCCAGGUAACCUCCUGUCCACCGCGCUCGGCCGACAUUCCCUGCUGCUGCGCCUGCUGCAGGCGAUGUCUUGGCCAUUUGGCCGCUCUCCUGCCCAAGGCGCUGCUGUGAUUGCGUACUGCGCUGCCGCUCUGGACCUGGAGCAUGUCGGUGGCUACUACUUCGUGGAGCACAGGAUUGGCAGCCCGUCCAAACUGGCCAAGGACCAGCAGCUGUCCAGCGACCUGUGGGAGUUUAGCGAGCGACUUGUGGCUGGCCUUAAGUCUACAUCAAGAAAAUAGGACUGAAUAGGAAAAAACAUAUCUUAGGAAUGUUCAUACAAUGACUUCAUACCUUAGGAAUGUUCAUACAAUGACUUCAUAUCUUAGGAAUGUUCAUACAAUGACUUCAUACCAACCCUGUGCAUGUACACAUGUAGGUAGUCUUGCCCUGCAAGCUACACUUUUAGCACGCUUGUCUUCUUAUCACAUCAUUGCUGUGUCCUUUCUACCGACAAUUUGCUGCUGUUGCUGCUAGUGGUUGCAACGUCACAGCUAGCUUUGCAGUACACCAUUACUGCUCCUGUGUCCACUGUCGCUAUUUCAAUCGACUUGAGAGCUCAGGUGGCAAUGCCUCCUCGGAGUCCGACUUUGCCUCUUCUUUGGCAUAAGCCUUAGAAUUCGGAACAUCUUGUGUCCUCCACAUCCUCUACUUUUCUUUUCAUCUACAUGUACUGUGUUUGCUGCGCUGGUGUAGGAGUUUCUUAAAACAUAUUUUAAUAUAGAACUCAAUGUGUGUGUGUGUGUGUGUACGCGUGUGUGCGUGCGUGUGUGUGUGUGUGUGUGUAUGUCCCAUAUGGUGCAGUGGUAUGUGCAGCGAUUUCCAAUCGAUAGGUUGCGGGUUCGAUUGCCGACGAUUAUGGUCACACACAUCUUUCUUCUCUUUCUCAGACUCUUCCUGACUUUUCUUUCA